GGAAGAAACUGCUGCAAGCUGGUAGCAAAGCCCAGAAAUAAUGGGUUUCUUUCUUUUUUUUUUCAAUCUUGCCUUGGGUCGUCUUGGUUGUCAAGGUUGCCCAAGAAUCUCAUCAGAAUUUGGCGGAUGGCGUUUGCGGUUCGACGUGGGGUGGUAUUCCUUUUUGGGAAGGUCUCACAAGUGAUAGACAACUUACAAGACACAACCGUCGUACGCCAAGGCUGAUAUGCUAGGUAGGGUAGGAACAUUCCUGCCACCCCAACCCAAAGGGUUUAACAGCAAGACAGGUCUUGCAGGAGGCAAGUACGGGCUACCUGCACAAGUUGCAGUGUGCUUCUUGAUGCACGAUAAUAGUUCAUGGAAUGUGCCAAGUCUUUUGGCAGAUGCGAGGGUGUACCGGACAUGUCAAAUGACUGGACCGCGCACCCAGAAAAGAACAAUCGAACCAAGAAUGCCACCAGCAACAUUGGUCGACAGAAUCGACACCAGACCGGGGUUACACUUUUUUUUUAUCGAUUGUGCAAUAGCAUCCUGGAUAUUGCCAAAUCAUACUCUACAGCAGCUAUGCUUUCUCGGCAAGCCAAUUGGAGCUUGCUGACGAGACGACGGUUUUGCAAAAGAUGCCAAGUCCUCACACCCCCUUGCUGCCAAUGUAUACACACACCUUGCAACUGCAGAGCCCUGCCUUAUCUUUGCGUUCUGG
Messenger RNA from Pyricularia oryzae 70-15, 703 nucleotides. RefSeq lists its product as uncharacterized. Bases 227 to 598 code for a protein of 123 amino acids. The transcript has 2 exons. The record is from RefSeq and is a predicted model, not a curated record. Lineage: Eukaryota; Fungi; Ascomycota; Sordariomycetes; Magnaporthales; Pyriculariaceae.